This is a messenger RNA of Colletotrichum truncatum, 384 nucleotides long. RefSeq lists its product as uncharacterized. The record is from RefSeq and is a predicted model, not a curated record. NCBI's taxonomy places the organism in Eukaryota, Fungi, Ascomycota, Sordariomycetes, Glomerellales, Glomerellaceae.
AUGCCUUGUCGUCGCUGUCGGUCUAAGGGAUUGCGCUGUAAAAUGCUGCCCGGUUCCUUGGUUUGUGGAGAGUGUGUCGCGGUGGGCGGCACUCGUCGUUCGUGUAACGCUUCCGAUGAUGCGAUCUGUCAACUGGAACGUCUGAUGGUUGAAUCUCGGCGUUUGGACGAUGAGGAGGAAGAAACCGAGGAAUUGUUUCGAAAAAGGAUGGAGGCGCUGCAAAAGGCGCAGGCCGAAGUGAAUGAGACACUUGCGAAGUUGGAUCGUGUUCGCAAGGCUAAGCGAAUAGUGUUCAAAAAAGGUCGCAAGGAGACCUCGGUGGUGGCUGAAGAGGGGGUAGCGGAGCCUUCUCUUGCCGAGUCUUCCUUGGUUCUUGAGGCAUAG